AACGUCCAGUGCCGAGGGCAUUAUGGGUAAUUAGAAGAUAGGCACGUGACGUCCUUUGUUAUUUCUUCUUCUUCUUCUUCCUCUCUCACUCAGGUCAGGUCCACCAACUGGUCUGAUCCCAAUUGUCGCCAACGGACUUUCCUUCGUCCUGAAGCAUUAUAUAUUUCGUACGUCUAACUACCUUUGUCGGGGUGCUCAUAGACGACCUUCCGUGACGGCUCGGGCAGAUUCUAAUCGUCGACGGAGUUCAGUUACACCGUUCGAGUUGAGCAUGGGCAAGAGGAGAUGGUUAAUGUUGGCUACUUGUUUAUGUCUGAUAGCCUUUUCGGACGGGAGAGAACUCAAGGCGAAACACGUAAAUCGACAUUCCCUCUACAACCAUACACUUGCUACAAUAUUAGUGCAAUAUGCUUCUGCGGUAUACUUGUCAGAUUUAACAGAACUUUUUACUUGGACGUGCUCCAGAUGCGAUGGUUUGACCAAGGGAUUUGAAAUUAUAGAGUUGGUUGUUGAUGUUCAACAUUGCUUACAGGGUUUUGUUGGCAUGGCAAAGGAUCCUGCUGCCAUCAUCAUUGCUUUCAGAGGAACACAGGAAAGCAGCAUUCAGAAUUGGAUUGAAGAUCUAUUUUGGAAGCAGCUUGAUAUAGAUUAUCCUGGCAUGUCUGAUGCAAUGGUACAUCGUGGAUUCUAUUAUGCGUACCACAAUACAACAUUGCGACCUGCAAUUUUAAAAGCUCUAGAAAGAGCAAAAAGUGUGUAUGGAGAUACUAAAAUUAUAGUUACGGGGCAUUCAAUGGGGGGAGCAAUGGCAUCCUUUUGUGGACUUGAUUUAGUGGUCAAUCAAAAUGCCCAGGACGUUCAGGUUAUGACAUUUGGACAACCUCGUGUUGGCAAUGCUGCUUUUGCAUCUUACUAUAGUGAACUCGUACCCAAUACAAUCCGUGUCACCAAUGGCCAUGAUAUGGUUCCACACCUGCCUCCAUACUAUUAUUAUUUCCCCAGGAAGACGUAUCACCACUUCCCAAGGGAGGUGUGGCUCCAUAACAUUGGAUUAGGAAGUCUUGUUUACAGAAUUGAGAAGAUUUGUGAUGGAUCUGGAGAGGAUCCAUCUUGUAGCAGGUCAGUGAGUGGGAGUAGCAUCCUAGAUCACUUAUCAUAUUAUGGUAUUCAAAUGGGUUCUGGACAGCCAGGGACAUGCAGGAUUGUCAUGGGUCCUCAAGCUGCGGACAACAGCAUCAGAGAUUCAAAUGGAAAUAUCUUCUUGUCUAGAGAUCCAGCUUUUCCCCUUCAAGAAUUGCGUUCUGAGUUUGAUAAUCAGGGAAAGAGGAUUAGUGUUGAAUGAAUCAAUUGUGGAGGAAUCAUUCUUCUGAUUUAUUCUUUCAGCAGGGUCCCAAAAGGCAUGAGCCACAAAGAAGAUGGCUUAGGACUUGAGGGAGUUUAUGUACAUAAUUAUGUAAUCUUGUGUAUCUUCAUCCACUAUAAAGACACGCAUUCUUUAGUUCAUAAAAUUCUCCUCUAUCUCAAAAGUUGUUUAUAAGUAAAUUUUCAAGCGAAAA
Molecule: messenger RNA, 1556 nt
Organism: Neltuma alba
Lineage: Eukaryota; Viridiplantae; Streptophyta; Magnoliopsida; Fabales; Fabaceae
Product: lipase
Exons: 11
Coding region: 272-1342 (356 amino acids)
Biological process (GO): lipid metabolic process
Source: RefSeq, a predicted model, not a curated record